Messenger RNA from Heteronotia binoei (common prickly gecko), 1054 nucleotides. RefSeq names its product membrane-spanning 4-domains subfamily A member 4A-like. Bases 347 to 829 code for a protein of 160 amino acids. The record is from RefSeq and is a predicted model, not a curated record. Lineage: Eukaryota; Metazoa; Chordata; Lepidosauria; Squamata; Gekkonidae. The transcript has 7 exons.
GAGCUUUCUAGUGCAUAAUGAACUGUAAUGGUUGGCUUCCAUGUUCUUCAUUUCUGUGUGCCACUAGUGAGUGAGCUGCAUAACUUUACUGUGUUGAAAGCUUAGUUCUACAGAAAGCAAGUCUUCCAAGAGAGAUUGAGACACUUCCUGCUGUUAGCAAAAGUGGUUUGUGCCACUGUUAACUGUAUCAAUGUUCUUGGGACAGGAAGAGUAAAUGCAAACACAUGCCUUAGAGGUGUGUCAACUAGCUGAGCAAAGACCAAGUUGGAGCCCCAGACUCUCCAAUACAGUUGAGACAGUGACAGAGGUGUGGCACUCAGGGAAGGUAUAGUUUGUUGUGUGAACUAUGUUGGAGACAGCCCCUCUACUGCAGAAGUUUCUUGGAGUGCAGCCCAGAGCUUUUGGGGCAGUGCUGGUGGUGCUGGGACUACUUCAUGUUGCCUUUGGGAUCCUGUUUCUCCCUUCUGAAUGUUCUUACACAGAUGGUGUUGGCAUCCACUUCUUCUCUGGGAUCCUGCUUUUCCUGGCAGGAGUCGUUGCGGUUAUUGCUGACAGGCACCCUAGCAUUGGCAUGGUGAAAGCUUGUCUGGUAUUCCAAAUUAUGGCAGCAGCAGUUGCAGUUGUGAUCAACUUUCUCUAUGUGAGAGAUAUCCUUUAUUAUAUGUGGAACAUCUGCACCCUCUCUGAUGAGAUCAAUGGCUGCCGUGUGAGGGACCAGAUUCUGCGCUACUGCACAGGGAUACGAGGAAUUGCUUUCUUGACUGGGACUUUGGGCAUCUGCCUCACUAUUUCUCUAGCUGCAUUUGCAUGCAGAACUGUCUGUUAUUGACGCUCUGAAGACACUCAGCCUGUUGUUGCCCUCCAUUAACAAGAUGGUGAGGUGAAUCCAGAGAGUCUGUCACAAUGAAGAGAUUUCCUUGAGGAGCACCUGAGAAGUUUGCGUAUGGAGAUCCUGGCACUCAGCCAUUUGUCCCUCAAGCCUGCUGUUUCAUAGCUCUUAUUCGUCUGUGUUCUGAAAACAGUAAAGCAUGGCAAAGUGAAUGCCACAGAUCCA